CUGAGAUCUACGAUUUAGAUAAGCAAGAGAGAGAAGAGAUGGAGUUCGUAGAUGGUAGAGAAACGAGAAGACGCGACAAAGGAGAAGACGCGAUGUCAACACCACCACCACUGCCAUCGUUCGUUACUAUCACCACCAUCGCCAUCUCUCCCAUCCCCAAUCGCUCGUCACCACCACCAUGGCUUCUAAGAUCCGUCUUCACCGGAGUCGCCACCACCUCCGUCACGCUCGUCACUUCUUUCUUUCUCUCGGAGAGAGUAAACCUGCUGAGUUUCUCGCCGACGUCUUGGUGGUCACAGAGAGAGAUUGUGGAGAAGAUGAUUGAAAUGAUCGACUCUGGUUUUGAUUGUGGGAAUGUGAUAUGUGCCAGAUAUGACAAGACCUUGUUUCUAGGAAAGCAACGCCAGCAAGUGUGGACCUCCUCUAUGACAUCUCAGAUGAUGUAUGAGAACAGAGGCUUAAGUCGGAGAUGGCAGAGAAAUCUAGCGGUGGUGGUGUAGGCCUAAUGGAAGAAAGUAUGCUGCUCUCGCUUUGGGUACUUUACCUUGGAAGCCUCAAUCUUCUGAAUUUGAGCAAUUGGCUAGUGAAUACGCGGCAUGGACACUUGCCAAUGGCUAUGCACUUAAUCCCGUCACUAUCUCUGUCCAUCGGCUUAAAUCUCAUCCAAACAAGAAGAAGAAGAAGAGAAGAAAGAUACAAGAAGAAGGAGAUGACGGAACUGCGAUGGGAAGGAGACUGCAGCUUAGAGCUUUAAGUUUUGGUUUAUUAGGCUUGGUUCAAUUUUUUUUUGGUUAAUUUAGGUUUGGUUAAUUAGGUUUUGGUUUAAUUUUUUGGUUAAUGUAUAAACUGAUUUUAUUUGUAAACAAAAUUUAAUUAAUAAAUAAAAUUUAAUUUUU
Messenger RNA from Brassica oleracea var. oleracea, 896 nucleotides. RefSeq lists its product as uncharacterized. The transcript has 4 exons. The record is from RefSeq and is a predicted model, not a curated record. The coding region runs from base 39 to 500 and encodes 153 amino acids. Lineage: Eukaryota; Viridiplantae; Streptophyta; Magnoliopsida; Brassicales; Brassicaceae.